AUGGAGCCACAAGCUCACAUUCACUCGAAUAUUAAUAUUGCUGCUCUUCGCAAGCCGUAUAAACAACCGCACGAAUUUUUCGGUAUCGAACAUCUCGUAGCGAAAGAACCAAUCAGUCAAUUCAAAAAAUGGUUCGAAGAAGCAUAUGAAUAUGUCGACGAACCAAAUGCGUUUUGUUUGUCAACAGCGACAAAAGACGGAGUGCCGUCCAGUCGAUUUUUAUUGAUGAAAGAUUUCGACGAGAAUGGCUUCAAGUUUUUCACAAAUUAUGAUAGUCGAAAAGGGCAAGAACUCGAAAGCAAUCCAGUAGCAUCGAUGUGUUUCUAUUGGUCAUCGAUGUCACGAUCGAUUCGAAUCGAUGGUCGAGUGGAGAAAUUAUCGGAUGUUGAAUCUAAAGAAUAUUUUCAAUCGCGUCCGCGUGAUUCACAAAUUAGUGGAGCGAUCAGUAAACAAAGUCAACCUAUACCGAGCCGACAAUUUUUACUUGAUCAACGGCAGAAAUAUAUCGACAGUGAUUUACCAAUUGAGAAGCCGGAACGAUGGGGUGGUUUUCGUGUCGUACCACACACUAUUGAAUUUUAUCAAGGUCAAAGCAAUCGAUUAUCUGAUCGUAUCCAAUUUCGUCGUCUUACAUCUAAUGCCAAGGAAACCAUUCCAAUAGAUCCAGCUAUUACUCAUCAAGGAACCGAUGGCUGGGUCUACGAACGAUUGUCACCGUGA
Adineta ricciae is the source of this 720-nucleotide messenger RNA. NCBI's taxonomy places the organism in Eukaryota, Metazoa, Rotifera, Eurotatoria, Adinetida, Adinetidae. The record is from the annotation of a GenBank genome assembly.